This is a messenger RNA of Hibiscus syriacus, 2586 nucleotides long. RefSeq names its product lysine-specific demethylase JMJ25-like. The coding region runs from base 60 to 2168 and encodes 702 amino acids. Gene Ontology annotation, cellular component: chromatin; histone deacetylase complex. Gene Ontology annotation, biological process: regulation of transcription by RNA polymerase II. The record is from RefSeq and is a predicted model, not a curated record. The transcript is spliced from 13 exons. NCBI's taxonomy places the organism in Eukaryota, Viridiplantae, Streptophyta, Magnoliopsida, Malvales, Malvaceae. Gene Ontology annotation, molecular function: transcription coregulator activity; histone H3K9 demethylase activity; chromatin DNA binding.
ACACCCCUCUGCUCUCUGUUACUUCACAGUACCAUAUUCGGUCGUUCGUUCCGGCGCCGAUGAGGGGGCGAAAGCGGACAGGAGCUGCUGGUAUCAGUGAGUGUCAUGAAAAUAGUAGGAUUCUAAGAGCUAAACCCAACUCCUCACAAACCCAAGCAAAACCCAAAAAUUUAGACGGAUUUUCUGCAAAGGGGCCUCCUUUCAAAGGAACCAAAACCGGGCGAGCCGUGUUUUCUUCUAAGAAGCGCAAACAUAAGACUUUGGAAAGAGAAAAUAAUGAAGAGGAGGAGAAAGAAGAAGAAACUACAGAGGAGGAUGCUGAUUCAGAAACUGAUGGCAGUCAAGAAAAUGACGGGGAAGAUAAAGAAACAGAGAAAGCAAAUGAUCCCGUGUCAAAUUAUUCAAAGAAGAAGAGCGAUGCUACAGGAAAGUCACUAAUGUGCCAUCAGUGCCAGAGGAAUGAUAAAGGUCGAGUUAUUAAUUGCAAAACUUGCCGCAGGAAACGAUAUUGCAUCCCCUGUAUAACUAAUUGGUAUCCAGGGAUGUCAGAGGAUGCAAUUGCUUAUGCCUGCCCAGUUUGUCAAGAUAAUUGCAAUUGCGGGUCAUGCUUGCAGAUGAGUGGAUCUGCCAGGAAAUUGGAAAGAGCUCUACACUUACAAUGCACCAAUGAUGAACAAGUUCAGCACUCUAAAUAUUUGCUUAAGUGGCUUCUCCCACACAUCAAACUGUUUAGCCAAGAACAAAUGAAAGAGAAGGUGAUAGAAGCUAAAAUUCAAGGGGUGUUCCCGUCAGAAAUACAGUUGAAGCAGGAAUUUCCUUCUUAUCAUAACCAUGUAUAUUGUGGCAACUGCAGAACUUCGAUUGCUGAUUAUCAUCGAAGUUGUCCCAACUGUAGAUAUGUUCUCUGCCUUAAUUGUUGCCAAGAAAUUCGUGAGGGAGGUUUGCAGGGGGGAGAAGAAGUAAAUAUUGAAUAUUUUAACAGGGGCUCAGCUUACUUCCAUGGUUCAGCUCAUAUUUUUACAUAUCCAGAAGAGAGGACGCCUCUUGAUUCAUCUUCUGGAACUGAUUCUGAAGAAUACUGCUGUGCAGCAGCUAUUUGGAAGGCAGAUGAAAAUGGUAGUAUUUCUUGCCCCCCAAAAGAUUUGGGUGGUUGUGAUAGUGGUCUUUUAGUGUUGAGAUCUAUGUUUGCAGAAAAUGCUGUUGUUGAAUUGGUAGAAAAAGCAGAGGCAAUAGCCAAAGAUCUCAAUCUUGAAACCACACAUAACUCUCCUAAACAGGAGUGCCUUUGUUACACCUCAACUGAUGAAAUUGACUUUGCCAAUAGUAAGCCAAGGAAAACAGCUUCUCGAGAAGAUUCCACUGAUAACUAUUUAUAUUGUCCAACAGCUAAAGAUGUUCAGAAUGGAUGUUUGAAGCAUUUCCAAAGGCACUGGAGCAAAGGUGAGCCUGUUAUUGUUACUAAUGUGCUCGAGAAUUCAACUGGUUUGAGCUGGGAGCCGAUUGUUUUGUGUCGUGCCUUACGUCGGUUUAAAAGCACCAAGUUUGAGCAACAUCAGAAUGUGAAGGCCAUUGAUUGCUUAUGUUGGUCGGAGGUAGAGGUCAAACUUCAUCAAUUCUUCAAAGGAUAUAAAGAUGGUCGUUUUGAUAGAUAUAAUAGGCUACAGAUUUUGCAACUGAAAGACUUGCCAGCAUCCAUGACAUUUGAGAGGCACCUUCCACGUCAUCAUGUUGAGUUUCUUCGUUGUUUGCCCUUAAAGGAAUAUACACACUCUUGUCAUAGCUUUCUUAACCUUGCUACCAAAUUAUCUGGGAUACUUUCCGAGCCAGAGAUGGGUCCAAAGUUACAUAUUGCAUAUGGACUAGCUCAAGAGCUUGGGCGAGGAGACUCUGUAAUCAAGCUUCAUUGUGAUAUGUCUGAUGUGGUGAAUGUUUUGGUGCAUUCUACUGAAGUAAAGCUUACAGAUGAGCAGCUUGUAAACAUCAAGAGUUUAAAAGAGCUUUUGCAACAUCAAAAGCGAAUUUUUGGGAUGAGGACGAAGGUUGAUGGAGCUGAGCCUGCAUGUUAUUCUUCACCGAAUGCAAGGAUGUCAAAACUUGAAGACAUUGAGGUGGAAGAUGUUCAGGGAGGUGCUAUUUGGGAUGUUUUCCGGAGAGAAGAUGUUCCCUAGCUAAGGGAUUAUCUUAACAAGCACUUUACAGAUUUCAGGCAUAUAGAUUGUUAUCCAUUAUCACAGGUUGUGGACCCUAUACAUGAUCAGUCUUUUUACCUGACUGUGGACCAUAAGUCAAAUCUUAAGGGAGAAUAUGGAAUUGAACCAUGGACAUUUGUUCAGAAACUUGGUGAGGCUGUUCUUAUAGCCGCUGGCUGUCCUUAUCAAGUCAGGAACAUUAAGUCCUGUAUAAAGGUUUCACUUAAUUUUGUUUCACCUGAAAGUUUUGGUGAAUGUGUUCGUUUGACGGAGGAAUUUCGUGUACUUCCUCAAGGUCACAGCGCUAAAGUGGAUAAAUUGGAGGCAAGGAGAAUGGCUCUACAAGCAAUGUGUUCUGCAGUAAACUGUUUGGAUCCAAAGGCUCGGAUUAAAUUAA